AUGCUGCCAUCGGUCGACCGGCCAGUUAUUCUCAUCGAGGACGGUAGCAACGCCCGUCGGGGGAGCUUCACAAAGCCCCGUCCGCUCGCCUGGCUUCCCGUGUUGCUGGUGUCGGCGCUGAUUUCCUGUGCCUACUACGCCUACGUUCUGGUUUUCUGCCGGCUUAUUGUAGCAGAGGAGAGCAUAGCCAAGGCCGUAACGUUCGGCACCGGAUUUCAUCUGCUUCUGUCCAUGUGCAUCUGGUCGUACGCGAAGACGACGGCGACGGCGAUUCCCGACGUUCCACCAGCGUACCUGUUGAGCGUGGACCAGGAGCAGGUUCUGGCCAACUGUCAAAACGAGCGCACGCGGCAUGGUCUGCUCGAGAUGCUGGCAUCGCAGAAAGGCGUGUUCACUCGGGGGCCAGGCGGUUCCGCGCGUUACUGCGUGUUAUGCCAUCUCCUCAAGCCGGACAGAUGCCACCACUGCUCCACGUGCCGAAGAUGCAUCAUGAAGAUGGACCAUCACUGCCCGUGGUUCAACAACUGCGUCUGCUUCAGCACCUACAAGUUCUUCUUGCUCACUCUCUUCUACACGGUUGCACUGUGCCUAUACGGCUUGGCCACCCUGGCAGCCCACUUGGUUGAAUGGUGGUCGGACGCGUGGCUUCGGAAGCCGUACGCUUUCCACGUGGGCUUCCUCCUGGUCGUGGGCACCAUGCUGGCCGUCGCUCUCGGCUCCUUUCUCGUCAUGCACCUUUUCAUGGUGUCAAAGAGCGAGACGACGCUCGAGAGGCUGCGCGACGCGACGUUUCAAGGAACUCGGGGACUUGUUCGAUCUCGGGAACCGCUACGAGAACUUCGUAGAGGUGUUCGGUCCACGAAAAUCACUUUGGAUGAUUCCCGUAUUCACGAGUGUUGGCGACGGCGUCCGUUUCCCGACCAGGCUGCACCCCACGCGAGACACGGUCGAGCCUCGGGCAUCUGCCGUCGUGGUGAACUAUUCUGCGGCUACCUACUCGAUGGGGUCAUCCGGUUUCGAUAGCAGAGCUGGCGUCGUGGAUAUAGAACGACAAUCGAUUGAGGCCUCUAGAGACUCCUCUAAGAAACGUAACACGACUGAAUUUUGAUGGUUUUUUUCUUUUGAAUUACGUUCUGAUAUGACUCGCAAUAAGCACAUAGCAUGCUCUUUAUUGCCCGAGCGUGGCGCUCCGUCUCCUUUUGUGCCAAGCUACACCACAUCUGUUCAUUAUAUUUAUCUUUGUUAUAAUAUUUCGGUACAUCUACGAAUCGAAUAAAGGUCUCUCGCAACCUUUGACGCCACCCGCCC
Rhipicephalus microplus (southern cattle tick) is the source of this 1308-nucleotide messenger RNA. RefSeq names its product palmitoyltransferase ZDHHC2. Gene Ontology annotation, molecular function: palmitoyltransferase activity. Lineage: Eukaryota; Metazoa; Arthropoda; Arachnida; Ixodida; Ixodidae. The record is from RefSeq and is a predicted model, not a curated record.